UUAACUGAUGCCACAAACUUUGCAAUAGAUAUGGGCAAGGAUGGCAACAACUUUGCACUCCACUUCAACCCAUGCUUCAACCUUGAUAAUGAUCAGAACCUCAUUGUCUUUAACACCACGAUUGAUGGCCAACUUGGAGAAGAGCAAAGGGAGAACUACUUCCCCUUUAAGAAAGGGACCACAGUGGAGGUUUGCAUAAAAUUUGAAUGGAAUUUCUUUGUGGUGAGGCUGCCUGAUGGUCAUUACUUGAAUUUUCCCAAUCGCACCGAAACAACAAAAAUUGACUACGUGCAAGUUAUUGGUGACUUUGUAAUCAGAACCUUUGCCUUUGAGUGAGCCCUGCAAUCAAGCCAGCUUCAGACCAUUCUGGACCCUUGGGUCUCUCU
Molecule: messenger RNA, 386 nt
Organism: Vombatus ursinus (common wombat)
Lineage: Eukaryota; Metazoa; Chordata; Mammalia; Diprotodontia; Vombatidae
Product: galectin-1-like
Exons: 3
Molecular function (GO): carbohydrate binding
Source: RefSeq, a predicted model, not a curated record